GGUCAGUCUGCUCAGCCUCUUGCUGGUGCAUGAAGAUGGGAAAAAAAUAUCUGCUGGCCGUUCCAGUUCAAGGCUGCUGCUGCAAGAAAAAGGUUGUACCGGCACCAAUUGUGAUGAGUAACACGCGGCCAAAGGUCAUCUACCCACCACACCCAAGGGCAUCGGCAUAGGAUAAUCUUGUCACGUGUCGACCCGAUAAUGCCACUCGACCGCAGUCAGGCAAAACCGGUUCCUAUUGUGACGUUUCACCUGUCUCCCCGUCUGGUAUGGCUCUCCCACAAUCAGUUGAACAAACGCGUUUUUGUCUUACCGGAAUGAUGGCAUUCAUCAAGCGGUGCCGGAAGCCAUGCGUGGCGUUGGCUUCUGCUGCCAUAUCGUGUUGGCAUGCUUGUGGGCGUUUGGUACAACCCAUGCUUCUUCACGUUUACAACGUGUGGUGGUCAAGUUGAAAAGGUGGCCAUGAUGGUGAAUCAUAAAACCAACAACAAGCGUCGUCGUUUCAAGUCACGGCUGACCGCGUCCAAAUGGAGCUCCGUGCUUGCCAGUGACCCUCCAUCGCCGCCUUUUGGUCAAGAAGAAGAAGAAGAGGAAAGAGUUGAAGAAGAAGAGGAUCCACUGGUUCGUGUUGUGAAAAAUGCCACUGAACUACAACGUAAAAGUCAAAGACAGCGAGAGAGAGAGAGAGAGAGAGAGAGAGAGAGAGAGAGAGAGAGAGAGAGAGAGAGAGAGAGAGAGAGAGAGAGAGAGAGAUUUAGAGAGAGAGAGAGAGAGAGAUUUAGAGAGAGAGAGAGAGAUUAG
Messenger RNA from Monosiga brevicollis MX1, 798 nucleotides. RefSeq lists its product as uncharacterized. The record is from RefSeq and is a predicted model, not a curated record. Bases 385 to 798 code for a protein of 137 amino acids. The transcript has a single exon. Lineage: Eukaryota; Choanoflagellata; Craspedida; Salpingoecidae.